CCCCCGCCAUGAAUGUAAUAAUAGUGUUGAGGCAGCAGCUGCGUGCUGAGGAUGGCGGCUCCUGCUGGCACCACUUGUUAACCUGUGAUAUUGACCUCCCCUCAGCCUUAUUACCCUGGCUGUGGUGACCACUGGCAGUGUUGACCUCUGUGACCUGCAAGGGUGGUGUCAAGAGGUCAGGUCACCAGGAUAAUGUGAGCACACAGCUUACCCGGCCCAACACACCAACAUGAUGGACUGGUUGAUCAUGGGUGUGGCUCUGCUGCAUCUUGUAACUGCUCCAUACACCAAAGUGGAAGAGAGUUUUAACCUACAAGCCUGCCAUGAUCUGCUUUACAAUGGGAUUAAUCUGGAGGAGUAUGACCACUUGGAAUUCCCAGGGGUGGUUCCACGUACAUUUGUGGGUCCCAUAGUGGUGUCAGUAAUUGCCUACCCGGCUGUGGCUGUUAUCCAACUUCUUGGACUCAACAAAUUUAUUGCUCAGUACAUUGUGCGUGGUGUACUGGGACUUCUGGUUAUUGUGGCAUGGCGAAGACUCCGCAAGCAGUUACAAGAGAGUUUUGGACUGCCCCUCACAUUCUGGUUCACAUUCAUCACAGCCUCCCAGUUCCAUUUCAUGUACUACUUAAGUCGCCCACUUCCAAAUACAUUUGCACUUGUUGUUGCUCUGCUUGCAUUCUCUUUCUGGUUGGAGCAGCAACACCAUGCACUUAUAUGGACGUGUGGAAUUGCAGUGUUGAUAUUCCGCUCUGAAUUAUGUCUAUUUUUGGGGCCCAUGUUGCUGGCUGAUCUCCUUACUCGAAGAUUACAGACCCUACCAUUUCUUCAGUGUGUGAUACCAGCUGGACUCUGCUGCUUAAUGACAACUAUUGCCAUAGAUUCACUGUUCUGGGGUCGACUACUGUGGCCAGAAGGAGAAGUUUUCUGGUUUAAUACUUAUAAAAACCAAAGCAGUACCUGGGGUACUUCACCAUUUUUGUGGUACUGGUACUCUGCACUACCAAGAGCUUUGGGUUCAAGCUUUCUCUUGGCUCCUGUAGGUGUGGCCCUUGACAAGCGGUUGCAAGUACUAAUUACACCAGCUCUAAUAUUUGUCAUCCUGUAUUCCUUUCUGCCCCACAAGGAACUUCGGUUUAUUAUAUAUGUCUUCCCAGUCUUCAACAUUGCAGCUGCCAGAGCUUGCCAAUUUUUCUGGGAAGGUCGAGAAAAAUCUGGCACUCGUCAGUUAUUAGCCAUUGGAUGUGUGCUCCAUCUGCUAGUGAAUGCGGCAUUCACCACUCUUCUGCUCACCAUAUCAGCCAAUAAUUAUCCGGGAGGAGCAGCUAUACACAAGCUGCAUCAGAUAAUCCCUCCAGAUGCAUUUGCCAAUGUUCAUAUUGAUAACUAUGUAGCUCAAACUGGAGUAUCAAGGUUUACACAACUUCAUGAUCACUGGAGAUACAACAAGACAGAAAAUAUGAAAGCAGGAAGUAAAAGUAUGAGGUCUUUCAGUCACCUUCUGGUCGAGGCCAAGUCAAAAUACUCAUACAAUCUGAAGCAUUACACGUCCUCUCAUGAGAUUGUCUCUUCAGUAGAAGCAUUUUCACAUCUCAGUUUCAAUUAUCAGCAAUUUCCUCCAGUAAAGGUGAGAGUCAAGCCAGCAGUGUUUCUGUUAAAGAAUCUAGAUGAAGAAAGCAUAGAUUGGUCAUGGAUUCCUGUUGAAACUCCAGAAAUAGUGAUAGAAAGCACUAGCACAGGAGAAGAGCUGACGCAGGAAGAAAGUGUAGAUAAACCUAUCGAGGAUGAAGAUCGCAAAGACAUAUUAGAGGAGAAUAGUUUUAAGUCAGAAGAGAAAGUGACAGAUAAAACAGAAAGUGAAGGCAAGAUAAGUGAUGAAAUGAAUAUGGAGAGUAUAAAUCAGCCACAGUUACAGGGAGAGAAAGUAGAAUAUAACAGAGGUAUUGUUGAAAACAUGGAACCAGAAAUAGUCACUGAAGAAACUGGUAUGCUUUCAGAACCCACACUUCCAAAUACUGGCUGCUUUGCCCCUGAAGGGGAAAUUAUUGAUAUUGAGGAUGUUCAUGCUCAUGUAGAUAAGCAAGAUACCUCUAAAUCUUGUACUAGGGAAGAGAUAAUUGAAGCAGCAGAGGAGCCCUUGGAAGUGGUUGAAGAUUUAGGAAGUGAUGAAAAAGAUGACAUUGCAGGAACUUGUACUCUUUGCAGUUCAGGUGGUAAUGAUCCUAAUGAUAUUUCUGAUGUCAACAAGUAUUCUAAAGGUAACACUGAAGAGGUUCAUAACGAUCAUGUAGAUCAAGCUAGUAUCAGUAAUGAGGAUCAUAAUAUUGAUAAUGAAAAUGUAGGUUUGAGUAGUGAUAAAGGCAAGGAAAAUAUUGAUGUGAAGGAUAAGACUGAAGGUAAAAUUAAUUCUGUAGAUAGCAAUGGUAAUGUUAAUGAUAAUGCUGAUGUUUUUGUUAAUAUUGAUAUACAGAGUGAUGCCAGUGAUGAUAUAUCUGACACUGUUCUUGAAACCAAUCCAGAAAUUCUUGAUGACAAAGGUGAAGCUACUUUACCCCCUGAGGAGAGCACAGAAAUUGGGGAAGAUUUAGACCAAGUUGAUGAUGUUGGUGACGAAGAGGAAGCUGAGCUUGUUGAAGUGACAUUAACAUUAGAUGAAAAUGAUGCCAAGGGUAAAGCUGAUGAAGAAGAUGAUUCACUUUCUAUGCUGGAGGAGAUUAUUAUGAAGAUCAGACAGUUUUGUUGGAACAUCUUUAUCUUCUGUGCAGUGUGCUAUAUUGGCACAUCUCUAUACUAAUCACUGUAUGCCCCUCAUUACCCUCUCGUCUCUGUUCUAAACUGUGCAGCUAACUGCACUGUUUUGUGUCCAUUGUGUUGGCACCUGCAUUGUGGACAUUACAAUUUGCUACACUGGGCCGUGCAACUUGAAUGCAGAAUUGUUGAAAAUUAUUUUAUGGUGUAUUGAACUACACCUGCCUAUACAAAUUCAGUCUCCUGAGGCAAAAAAUCCUACAUUUAUUUAUAUAUACAUUGACUUAAAUGCAAAUGACAACAAUCACUAAAAAUCACUAAUGAAUAAUAGCAAUGUUCACUAUGCAUAUAUAUACCAGAAUGGAGAAUAUAAAUCAAAUGCUGGUUAAAUUUAGAGGCCCAGAUAAGAAUAUUAUUGCUUCCUCGAAUAUUCUUGUUCUAUUGUGAAACAGGCUUUACAUAAGUGACUUGCAUCACAGACCUAUAGAAUUAUGUAUGGUACAGUAUUGUAUAUAGCAAAGAUUGAGUGGCCAGUGAAAAAACAUAAAAUGGAAUUGAAAUUCAUUUGUGAGCAGAGGGAUGAUUUCCUUGCACUACAUCUGCUAUUCCUAGAGCAGGUGUAGAGCAUUAAGCCAGUCAGACUGUAGCUCAUAAGAAUCAUGAGAAUGAGCACCACCAGAAAUACAGCUUGAGCACUUAAGUUCCCUGUGGGCCCAGUAAUAUUGCAGAAGUGCCACAUUGUAUCACCUUGUACACAGAUCCAGGGACACUACCCAUAUUAUUUUGGAGAUGAAUAUCCAGCAAAAGAAUUUCCUUCAUAUUAACUUGAGUUUUAAAGUGUUGUAUGGUUUUACUGAGAAGUGCUACUUAUUUUGCCUACUUUAUUAGCAUACAAAAGUUUUAACAUCUUAUCAAACUUUACUGAACCAGAGCAGAUAAAG
Cherax quadricarinatus is the source of this 3686-nucleotide messenger RNA. RefSeq names its product Alg12 alpha-1,6-mannosyltransferase (gene Alg12). Gene Ontology annotation, cellular component: endoplasmic reticulum membrane. NCBI's taxonomy places the organism in Eukaryota, Metazoa, Arthropoda, Malacostraca, Decapoda, Parastacidae. The record is from RefSeq and is a predicted model, not a curated record. Gene Ontology annotation, molecular function: alpha-1,6-mannosyltransferase activity. Gene Ontology annotation, biological process: protein N-linked glycosylation.